Molecule: messenger RNA, 2803 nt
Organism: Lottia gigantea (owl limpet)
Lineage: Eukaryota; Metazoa; Mollusca; Gastropoda; Lottiidae
Exons: 8
Coding region: 1-1923 (640 amino acids)
Biological process (GO): response to axon injury; signal transduction; negative regulation of MyD88-independent toll-like receptor signaling pathway
Cellular component (GO): dendrite
Molecular function (GO): protein binding; signaling adaptor activity; NAD+ nucleosidase activity
Source: RefSeq, a predicted model, not a curated record
AUGGGAUCUGUCCCUGAACAGAUUGUUGCUAUACAAGAAUUAAACACGCUUAUUGAACAAGCUUGGUCUGUGCCUAUUUACGGUCGAGAAGUAGCUUAUGGUUUAUGUGAUAUUUUACGCGAUGAUCAUGCUUUAGAUAUUAUUGUGAACUAUUGUGCCUCUCCUAAUAAGGAAUUGCUUCAGGCGUCUGCAGUUCUUUUAGAACAAACAUUAACAACUGGAAACCGAAUCCAAGUAGCAGACACUGGAUUAGAAACUGUUGUCAAAAUGACAGUGGAGACAAAAAAUGAUAGUAACUUAGCUAAAACUACAACAGGAAUCUUAGAAAAUUUAUUUAAAACUUCUGAAGACACUUGUUCGCGAGUGAUAACUCUGGGUGGUUUGGAUGUUAUCGUUCAUUGGUGUCGCUGUACAGAUAUUAUGAUUCUUAGACAUUGUGCAAUAGCUUUAUCAAAUCUUGCCCUUUAUGGAGGACCCGACAACCAACAGGAAAUGACAAAACAUAAAGUACCUGAGUGGUUAUUUCCCUUGGCUUUUAGUGAUGACGACAUUGUUAGGUACUAUGCGUGUUUAGCAUUAGCUGUUCUUGUUGCCAAUAAAGAAAUCGAAAUGUCUGUUUUAAAUUCUGGAACAUUGGAAUUAGUUCUUCCCUUCAUAGAAACCCAUCGUCCAGAUGAAUUCGCUCAAAUGGAUACUUUACAUCGUCAUGGGCGUUCAACAGGUUGGCUUAAACGUUUAGUGCCAGUUUUGUCCAGCAAACGUAUUGAGGCUCAGACCAUUGCUGCCUUCCAUUUCGCCAUGGAAGCUGGGAUAAAAGCUGAACAAGAGAGAAGAGAUAUACUAUAUGAUAUUGGUGUAAUAGAUCCUUUAAAACUAUUAGCAAGUUCCCCAAACAGCACUGCUUCCAGAUUAGCUGCUAAAGCUCUUAAAAUCCUUGGAGAAGAAGUUCCCAAGAAACUUUCUAAACAAGUUCCAUUAUGGUCUGUUGAAGAUGUCUCCCAUUGGGUAGCUCAGGUUGGGUUUGGUGAAUUUUGUGAAAGAUUUGAAUAUUGCCGUGUUGAUGGUGACCUAUUAUUACAAAUAACAGAUUUAGAGUUAGCUGAUAGUUUAGAUAUGACGUGUAGAAUAUCACAAAAACGAUUUUUACGGGAAUUAAAAGAGUUGAAGAUAACUGCUGACUAUACGUCAUGUGAUCCAAGCAAACUUUCUGAUUGGUUAGAUGAAAUUUCACCAUUGUUUUUACAAUAUGCCUAUAAUAUGUUAACUUGUGGUGUAGAUAGACAAUCUUUACCUUAUUUAACUGAAGAUCAUUUGAUGUCUGAUUGCAGCAUCGGUAAUGGUGUACAUAGAAUGAGGUUAUUAGACAGAAUCAAAAAAAUAAAUGGUGAUUUAACUAAUGGUUUGGAAUGUAUGAUGAAAAAUAUAGAUUGUUUUAUUAGUUAUAGACGAUCUAAUGGUUCACAAUUAGCAAGUUUAUUAAAAGUUCAUCUUCAACUGCGAGGAUUUUCAGUAUUUAUUGAUAUAGAAAGACUUACUGCAGGAAAAUUUGAUGAAAACCUAUUAAAGAGUAUUAAAUUGGCUAAACACUUCAUCUUAGUUUUAACACCUAAUGCAUUAGAUAGGUGUAUAGGUGAUAAUGACCAGAAAGAUUGGGUUCAUAAGGAAAUAACAACAGCAAUGGCUGGUGGUUGUAAUAUUAUACCUCUAAUGGAUAAUUUUGAUUGGCCAGCAGCAGAUAAACUUCCAACAGAUAUGAAAAGUAUUGUUUAUUUUAAUGGCAUUAGAUGGAUCCAUGAUUAUCAAGAUGCUUGUGUAGAUAAAUUAGAACAAUUUUUACGUGGACAAAUAAACGUUAAAACCCGAGGGAAACUUCAGAAAAUGGGCAGUCAGGGUUCGUUUGAUAAAGUAGAAUCUGACACGUGAUUGGUUUUAACUUCUAUUAAAGUGUGCUCUAUAUAUAGUGUGUGCUCCUGAUAACACCCUCUGUUUUAACUGUUCUGUUAAUGAUAGAGGUUUCUGUUCUUGAACAGAGAGUGAAAAGGCAGAAAAGCUUUUCAAAAUGAGUUGGAUUUCUUGGAUGAUCGUGGAUUCUGUACCAAAUAGAAAGUUUGGAAAAACAGAUUUAUUGAUGUAUUUUCCAUUAGGUAUUACUUACUUCUUUUCUGUGUGGCCAUAAAUUUACCACAACAAUUCCUAGGUGAUGGGGUUGUCCUCAUAGAAUCUUCAGGAAUUUUUGGUUUGAAAUUGAUGAAACACUUUGAUCAAAAUAUCUUGUAGGGCAUGAGAAGAAAUGAACAGUUGUUGAGCUAUAAUUGUGUUAUGUAAUCAGGAUACAUUUUAUGAUGGAGAGACAUGCAUUUUAAGACUUGUUUUCAGGAUACAUGAUCUGAAUCAAGAGACAUAUUAGAUCUGUUCAAUCAGGAUACAUGAUCUGAAUCAAGAGACAUAUUAGAUCUGUUCAAUCAGGAUAUCUGAUCUAUAAAAAUAUCCAUAAAAUGAACUGAACAGGAUGGGUGAUCUAUAGAAAUAUCCGUAAAAUGAACUGAUCAGGAUGGGUGAUCUAUAGAAAUAUCCAUAAAAUGAACUGAUCAGGAUGUGUGAUCUGUUCAAUCAGGAUAUCUGAUCAAGAGACAUUUAGUAUGAUCUGAUAACAAAAGAUUUAGCCUUGUUAAAUGGCAAAACAACUAUUUUCAUAUAUCGUUUUAAUCACUUUGUUAGUUAUUCUUUGUACCUAGCUGUCAUUUUAUUUAUUUUGAAUGUAAUUUCUACAUAUUUGUUAAUAUUCAUAACCAGUAUAAUAAUG